AUGGGCGGGCCGUUCGCACCGCUCGGGCCGCCGCACGGACCGCACCACCCGGCCUUCGGCGGACCGUUCCCGCCGCACGGCGGGCCGCCGUUCGGCCCGCAGCACAUGGGCGGCCCCAUGCACGGCCCCGGCGGCCCCAUGGGGCCCGGCCACAUGGGCCCUGGACACAUGGGGCCCGACCGCAUGGACCACGGACGACACACGCCCUACUUCAACCAGCCCGACUACAGGAUCCACGAGCUGAACAAGCGGCUACAGCAGAAGUCUGAGGACAGCGACAGCCUGUGGUGGGACGCCUUCGCCACCGAGUUCUUCGAGGACGAUGCCCACGCUCACCCUCACGUUCUGUUUGGAGGAUGGACCCAAACGAUACACCAUCGGCCCGCACGCUCAUCCCGCGCUACUUUCGGAGCCAUCUUCGAGGGCGGCGUGACGGAGCUGUACUUCAGCCUGCGCCACCCCAAGGAGUCGUUCCACACCACCAGCAUCACGCUCGACUGCGACCAGGCCACCAUGGUUACCCACCACGGCAAGCCGCUGCUGGCCAAGGUGUGCACCGAGGGCCGCUUCAUCGUCGAGUUCACCUUCGACGACCUGAUGCGCAUCAACUAUGCGUCAUCCCUGGAGCCGAUGCAGGAGCUGAUGACGCGCCACAAGGCGUCCUCGCUCCAGCCCGCGCGACGCCUCAAGACCACGCUCUUCCAGAGUGGCAGCGGAUGGUUGGCUCCGCCAGGUCGGUGGGCAUGA
Molecule: messenger RNA, 747 nt
Organism: Pollicipes pollicipes
Lineage: Eukaryota; Metazoa; Arthropoda; Thecostraca; Pollicipedomorpha; Pollicipedidae
Product: LIM domain-binding protein 2-like
Exons: 6
Coding region: 1-747 (248 amino acids)
Source: RefSeq, a predicted model, not a curated record